GCUGUGGCUGAGUGCUGGAGUCAGUCUGCUCAGUGUUGACAGAGAGGCAGCAUGAGACGCUCCUCUCCUCAGAACGCACAGGAAUGGAGACAUCUGCAGGGGAAAUCCGUCUGACAGCACCCUCAAAUAAAAGAGACAUGUGGAGGACGGCCACGCUCUGGCUGCUCGUGAUGCUGGCCCUGGGCCCUGAGUUCCAGGGUGUGGGAUCGCUGGUGGCGGGGGACGGGGCCGAGGUGGAGGAGCAGGGGAACUUCACCGGCAUGUCCAACAUGCUGGGAAAGUCAAGACACCAGAUCCUGGCAGCGCAGUUCGAGUGCUAUCUGAAGAUAAUCCACGACCCUCCACGGACAGAAGAAGGCCAUUACUGCAACCGCACGUGGGACGGCUGGCUGUGCUGGGGGGACACGACCCCGGGGACCGUCAUGCAGCUGUGCCCCGAAUACUUUCAAGACUUCGAUCCUGGAGAGAAAGUGACCAAAGUGUGUAAUCCCGAUGGCCAGUGGUUCCACCAUCCGAGGAGCAACAGAGUGUGGUCCAACUACACCCUGUGUAACGCCUACACAGAAGAAAAACGCAAGUUUGCCAUCAGUCUGUACUGGCUGGCGAUGGUGGGCCACGGGCUCUCCAUCAUCUCCUUAGUCAUCAGUCUGAUCAUCUUCUCCUAUUUCAAGAGCCUCAGCUGCCAGAGAAUCUCCCUCCACAAAAACAUGUUCUUCUCCUUCAUCUUGAACUCCAUUGCGACGAUCUCGUGGCUUUCCCUCACUGUGGCCAACAAUGAAGACAUGAGCGACAGCAACCCGAUUAGUUGUAAGAUCUUGGCUGUACUGGUACAGUAUACGUCCACGUCCACCUACUUCUGGAUGCUGUGCCAGGGCAUCUACUUGCACACGCUCAUCAUCGUGGCCGUCUUUGUGGGGGAGCAGCAGCUCUUCUGGUACUACAUCCUCGGAUGGGUCUUCCCCGUUGUUCCCGCCAUCACGUACGCUGUGGCUCGCGGGCUCUUCUAUAACGACAGGUGCUGGAUCAGUUCACACACUCACUUGCACUACAUCACUCACGGGCCCAUUUACGCUGCUCUGCUGGUCAACUUCUUCUUCCUCCUGAACAUCGUCCGGGUUCUGAUCACCAAGCUGAAGGAGACGCACUGCACCGAGUCCACGGCCUACAUGAAGGCGGUGCGGGCCACGCUCAUCCUCAUCCCCCUGCUGGGAGCCCAGUACAUCCUGCUGGCCUGGUGGCCCGAGGGACUCAAGAGCCGCAUUGCCUACGACUUCUUCCUCAACAUCUUCUCCCACUUCCAGGGACUCCUGGUGGCAAUCAUAUUCUGUUUCUGCAAUGCUGAGGCUCAGAUGGCCCUGCGGAGGAAGUGGCCUCAGUGGAAGUCGGCCUGGAGCAGGAGCUACUGGGGAGGGGCGCCCGUGGCCGGCAACCACUUCAGCUCCCACACCAACUCGUCCAUCACCGAGACCAGCCGGGCCACCGUCAGCCUGGAGCCGGGAGUCCAGGGCAGGAAGAACAGUCAGCCCAAAGCCAACGGGAAGGAGGCGCCGAGGAACAGCAACGGAGAGGGGCACAUGCUCCGCAUGCUGGAGAGCACUGGCAUCUGAA
This is a messenger RNA of Salarias fasciatus (jewelled blenny), 1608 nucleotides long. It is a transcript of the gene calcrl2, whose product is annotated as calcitonin receptor-like 2. NCBI's taxonomy places the organism in Eukaryota, Metazoa, Chordata, Actinopteri, Blenniiformes, Blenniidae. Gene Ontology annotation, biological process: adenylate cyclase-activating G protein-coupled receptor signaling pathway; angiogenesis; cell surface receptor signaling pathway. Gene Ontology annotation, molecular function: calcitonin receptor activity; adrenomedullin receptor activity; calcitonin gene-related peptide receptor activity. Gene Ontology annotation, cellular component: plasma membrane. The transcript is spliced from 13 exons. The record is from RefSeq and is a predicted model, not a curated record. The coding region runs from base 84 to 1607 and encodes 507 amino acids.